AGCCUUGAGGUCACAGAGGGCCCUCCUGCCUCCCUUCAGCCAUGCCCUGGGGGGUGGGCAGCUGGGGGGAUGGUGCCCUGGGCCACGCUGGGCCUGGUGGCCCUGAAUGUGGCUCUUUUCUUCUUCCCCAUCCAGCCCCCGAGGGCUGCCUGCCUGAGUGUGCAGACAGUAUGGGUUCAGGGCCAGUGGCAGCGAAUCCUCCUGGCCCCCUUCCACCACCUCAGCUUCAGCCACUUGCUGCUGAACAUGGCCACCCUCUUCUGGCUGGGCAGGGGGAUGGAGGUGGAAGUGGGCUCCCUGCGGACCGGCACCGUGCUCACCUCCCUGGCGCUGCUGGGCGGAGUCCUGCACCUGGCACUCAACAAGGUCCUGGAGGCAGCCACGGGACACCCCUGGUACCGAGAACACUGCGCUGUGGGCUUCUCAGGGGUCCUCUUCUCCCUGGAAGCCAUGGGCAGGCAUGUGGAACUUGUCCCCGUCGCCACGCUGGCCACUGGCGGCAUCAUCACCACGACCAGGUGGCUCUGCCUCCUGGAAUGGUUGGCCCUUGCUGUCGUUCAUCCCAGGAGCUCCAUCACCGGCCAUCUCUCCGGGAUCCUGGCCGGGCUGGCCCUUUCGGCGCUCCUCUUCCUCCUGGAGCUCCCGUGACGCUUGAGCAGCCGCCGCCCGAGGCGUGAAGGGCAGCCCCACCGCUCGGCUCGCGCUCCAGCCCCCCCCUCCCUUCCAAAAGCUGUUCUGAAACCCAA
Molecule: messenger RNA, 746 nt
Organism: Hemicordylus capensis (graceful crag lizard)
Lineage: Eukaryota; Metazoa; Chordata; Lepidosauria; Squamata; Cordylidae
Product: rhomboid-related protein 4-like
Exons: 3
Coding region: 70-648 (192 amino acids)
Cellular component (GO): membrane
Molecular function (GO): serine-type endopeptidase activity
Source: RefSeq, a predicted model, not a curated record